AUGUCGUCGGGCAGCGCGCUCCACGCGCUGCUCGUGGCAGCCGCUAGCGCCUCGCACAAGGAUGGGACCUCGGGGCUCGCGGCGCAGCUGCAGGGGGAGAAGGAGAGCAUCGAGCGCCAGAUGGUUGAGUUGGCGGAGAGGAACAGCAAGGCCUUUACAGAGGCGACGAGGUGCAGCAGAGACGCCCACAGGGAGCUGGCGGUCGCGGAGGAGAAGCUGACGAAACUUCAGUCGACGCUGCAGGGUCUGCGGCGAGAAUCCCGCGUUCUGAUGGACAAGGGCGGGGACGUGCGGGAGAAACUGGAGGCGCUGUCUCAGCUGGGCGCGGUGGGGGACCACGCGCAGGACCUCGUCGACGUGCCGCAGAUCCAAGAGGCGUGCGCGGCGGGCGAGGCGUACGACGAGGCGCUCGACCUCAUGGCCUACAUCAACAAGCUCGCGAUCGUCAGGAGCGAGAUUUCCCUGGUCAGGCAGCUGCACGCCGCGUCGCGGCAGCAGGCCGAGCGGCUGCAGGAGCGCGUCCUCGCCCGCCUCGCGGGCCCGUUGCAACUUGCCGAGUGCCUGCGCAUGGUGGCGCUGCUGCGGAGGCUCUCGCCGUCCGGGCCGCACUCCGCAGGCGGCGACCUGCGCAGCACGUUCCUCGCGUGCAGGGGCCGCUGGCUCGACCAGGUCAUCCGCGAGAUCGACACCAGCGCCGGCGACUACGAGUACCUCCGCCGGCUCACGGACGCGCACCGCCUGCACCUCUUCGACAUCGCCAUGCAGUACCGCGCCGUCUUCCCGGACCAGCCCGCCGCCCAGCAGCGCGCCCCCGCCGGGAGCGCCGCCGCGCCCGCGUCGGCCGCGCUGCAGGCCUGGGCGCACGACCGCGUCCUGCACUUCCUCUCCGCCUUCGAGGCCCGCCUCCCGGGCGUCAAGGACGGCGCCUCCCUCGCCUCCCUCCUCGACCACGCCAUGUACUGCGGAGUCAGCCUGGGCCGAGUCGGACUGGACUUCCGACCCCUCCUGGAGCCCAUGUUCGCGGCGCGCGCGCUCGUGCUCUUCACGGACCUCGCGGACGCCGCCGUCCUCGCGUCCCAGCAGCAAGUGCAGACGCAGGCGUGGGGCGCGGCGCUGCCCAGCACCGGCAGCGCAGGCCUCGCCGCGCACGCGGCCCAGGGCGCGCCGGCGCGGAAGGGCGCCGCGGAGAGCGUGCCUCCGGACGCCCCGGCCGCGCAGCCGCCCCGGGAGGUCCUGAGCUUCCCGUUCUUGGCGUCGUUGACGAACGGGGUGUUGGGCGCGCUGAACGAGCUGAGGCAGGUGCCGGUGGUCGCGCUGGGGCCGCGGCUCGCGGAGGCGCUGACGGACGUGCUCGCGCAGGCGGCGGAGGUGCUCGGGGGCGUGCCGGGCGUGCGGAAGCUGGCGGGCCGCGACGUGGCAGCGCACGAGGCCGCGUGCGGCGUGCUGGCGCGCAGCGUGGCGCCGCACCUGCGCGGGUGCUUCGCGCGGCUGUACCCGGACUGCGCGGACCGCGUGGACGUCGAGCGCGCGAUGGCGCCGCUCGAGCCGUACCUGGGAGCGGCAACUUGA
This is a messenger RNA of Pedinophyceae sp. YPF-701, 1569 nucleotides long. The record is from the annotation of a GenBank genome assembly. Lineage: Eukaryota; Viridiplantae; Chlorophyta; Pedinophyceae.